AUGUCACAUAAAGCUUUAUUUAAAGGAAGGAGGUUUGAUAGAGAUGGUACUCCAUCCAAUUCCUCGAGCAGAGCUCAAUCAGUGUCAAGAACUCCUUUGAGAUCUGACGAUUCAGAUUAUGAAAGUGAUGCUGAAGAACAAGAUUAUAUUCGAAUUGAAGAAUUAUUACGUGAAAAAUUAUCAAAUUUACAUCAACAAGAAGUUGAAUUGUCUAAAGAAGAUCGUAUUAGUGCUGGUGAUAGACGUCAACACGAGGCUUUAAGUUUGAAUAGAGCCAGAAUUCAAGAAAGUUCAAGUAUUAAUGAUAUUAUUUCAUCGUUGGAAUUCUCGAGAAAUGAUGUUUCCCUGCAAUCCCGUGAAUUAUUAUUAGCUCAAUUGUAUAAAAUUAUUGUUUCAAAAUCAUUGGUUGUUUAUAAUGAAGAACAUACUAGUACCCCAGAUUAUGUUGAUGAGGACAAAGUUUCAAAAUUAAUCAAUGUUUUCACUACUGGUAACUAUAGAAGUGAAUUGGAAUUCUUGUACUUAUAUCGUGCUUUGGUUGCAUUGAUUUGUAGUGAUAUUGAAGAAUUUGGUGUUUUAGUGUCAACAGAAUUACUUAACCAUAUUGAAAAGCUUAUCACCGAACCAGCCAAUAGUAUUGUUACUAAUGAAAAUAAAGCUCAAGUUAUUUCUGGUUAUGUUACUUUAACUUUGGUUUUGCAUAGUGGCGCUUCUAGUUUUGGUAUUGAGGAUCGUGUUGCCAUGUUGAUGGAAAUUGGAGAAGGUUAUACUGCUAGUGCCACUACUUUGAAAAAAGAGGUUGAAUCAGGAGAUCGUGAACAUUCUACAUUUAUAACCGACAAAAAUUUAGAUAAAAAGUUGAUUAAUGAGGCUAAUAGUAAAGUCAAUGCCGAAGCCUCGGUUGCAGUUGCCGCUAUCCAUGGCGUUGGUUGUUUAUUAACAUUACUUCCACAAGGUGCAUUUUUGAAUGAAAUUGUUGAAGAUUUGAUGUUUAAAUUGGUUCCACUCUUGGAUAAUGAUGAAGAUAGAGAUAUUGCCAAGGCUGCAGGAAGAACCAUUGGUGUUAUUUAUGAAUUGUAUGAUUAUCGUCAAAAUGAUGAUGAGGUUAAUGACGAAAACUAUGAUGAAGAUUAUAAUGUCAAUUCCCCAUAUUAUGAACAAGAAUCACUUCUAGCCAUUUUAACCAGAUUGCUUAAUUUAUCAUCCAAGAAAGUUGCUAAAAAGGACAAAAAGGAUAUCAGUUCUGUAUUUAGAAACAUUUCUAAUACCAUUCAUGCCUAUACUAAUCCAAAAGAUAGAGAACAAAUUUACAAGAGAACUCCGGACGGGCUUGAAUUGCUCGAAACCACAACUGAUCCGAUCUAUAUCAAAUUAUCCAAAUAUAGAUCAUUAAAAAUCAAUAGUUGGUUCCUUUAUUUUAGAUUGAAACAAUUAAGAUGGUGUUUUAGUUUUGGACUCCAUAAUCAAUUGGUUAGUAAUGAAAGCAUUAGAGAUGUUUUGAAAGAACCAGAAAAUGAAUUCCAUUAUGGUACACAAAAUGAGAUCGAUGAAAGUUUACUAGAUGAUGAUAAUUCUGAAUUCUUACAUGAAUACAUGGAUCAGAAACAUUCAAAUGAUGAAAAGACUCGUAAUGCCAAAAGAAAGAAGGAUAGAAUGGUCAAAAUUGGUGAACAACUUGAAGAAUUAAAUUUGACUACAUAG
This is a messenger RNA of Candida tropicalis MYA-3404, 1701 nucleotides long. RefSeq lists its product as uncharacterized. The transcript has a single exon. Bases 1 to 1701 code for a protein of 566 amino acids. The record is from RefSeq and is a predicted model, not a curated record. NCBI's taxonomy places the organism in Eukaryota, Fungi, Ascomycota, Pichiomycetes, Serinales, Debaryomycetaceae.